Molecule: messenger RNA, 1137 nt
Organism: Scleropages formosus (Asian bonytongue)
Lineage: Eukaryota; Metazoa; Chordata; Actinopteri; Osteoglossiformes; Osteoglossidae
Gene: ddias
Product: DNA damage-induced apoptosis suppressor
Exons: 5
Coding region: 43-1137 (364 amino acids)
Biological process (GO): negative regulation of intrinsic apoptotic signaling pathway in response to DNA damage
Cellular component (GO): cytoplasm; nucleus
Source: RefSeq, a predicted model, not a curated record
UGUAACUGAAACGUAUUUUACGUGGAGUCCUUCCUAGUACUAAUGACUUCUUUAAAACUCUUUUUUGUGAAAUGCUCCGUCUUGUCACUUCAGGACUCAUGUAUAUUUUACCCGAGCUGCGCGAACUGCUUGUCGAGAGUGGAGAGAAAGCAGACGGAGCAAAGGUACAGGUGUCUGAAGUGUGGCUUGAGGUGCGCGGUGCACCGUGUGGAGUACAGGUACAGGCUGGCGCUCAGUGUGCAAAGGGACUGUCGCAUCUUCCAACUGACUGUUUUCGGAAGCUGCCUGAACCCUCACUUUGGCCUUUCUGCGCUUUCCCUGCAUAGAUUGGUGGAAGAAUCAAAGAAAAUGGAAGAUCUGCAAGCGGAUCAUGUGCAACAUUUACUCGUAAAAGCAGUGGAAAAUUGCUUCAUAGGAAGAUGCUUUGUAUUUGGAGUAAAGAUGCCUGGCAUUAACCUGGAUGGAUCUCGGUUUUCUGGCAGCAGCUUUCCCACUUCUCUGAAUGGUGAAAAAAUCUCAGGACGAUUUAUUGCCAGCAAGAUAUUUUUGCCAGAUUCAGCUCUCAAGAGUUUCCCUGUUGUGCUGUACUUCAGAAGACUUCUCAAUGCAGGUAAACAUGCAGACCUCAGUCUCUCGCAAAAAUCCUGGGAAUCGGCUCGCCCAGAACAUGAGGACAGUGCGUCGCUGAAUGACUUUGAGUGCACUUUGGCCUCACACGGAAGGUCCCUCUUGCAGCAUAGCGAUGGAGAUACCUCGGCAUGCGGAUUCUUUCAACAGACACCGGGGCUAAUUAUGUCGCCAGCAGCAGAAGAAAAUUUUUGCACUACUCCAGAAGGAGUUGUACGAUUGCACAAAAAAAGGAAAAGGUGUAGAGGAUCUUUUGCUCAUGGGAUACCUCUCUGUCUUUCUCUUCAGUACUGCUCUUCAGAUAUAACGAGGAAGUGUAAGAAUAAAAACAAAUUGGAUGAAAGCUGUUUGGACUCUUCAGCAUGCUGUGUGUCAGCAGAUGAAUCUGCUAAGAGUAUCGUUGUGACUGACUUCAAAAGCAGCUUCUCCCUGCGCAACCCUUUGGAAUUAUCUCUGGCCGAUGGAACUACUUGUUUUGCAGCUUUGAAGCAGAGGAAAACAAAGACAUGA